AUGUUCACGCUGUCGGAGCUCUGGUCUGUUACUGAGAGACAGGGUCACAAUAAGCUCCUGAAGCCAUGGUGGGAGGUCUUCAUGGACUAUCUGGUGGUCCUCAUGCUCAUGGUGUCAAUCCUGGCUGGGACUCUGUUACUCUCACGAGACGGGGUGGUGUGUGUUCCCAUCAGGUCCACCUCAAGCAACUCCAGCACUUCUUUUGGAAUUCUCUCAGAUCCCAUCACACCUCAUACUUUAUCAAGUGUCCCCAUAUCCAGGAGUCUGGCUACAGGCAUUCGGACCGACCUCGACUACCAGCAAUAUGUCUACGUGAGUGCCGUGUGCUACCAUGAGGCUCUGCCAUGGUUCUCACGCUUCCUGCCCUAUGUCACAUUACUGCAGUCAUUGCUUCUGCUGGCUAGCGGCUCCUUCUGGUUCCACUUCCCACUCACCUCUGCCCGCAUUGAGCACUUUUUAACCAUCCUUGCCAAGUGCUGUGAGUCUCCCUGGACCUCCAGGGCACUUUCGCAUGCUGCCAAGCUGGACAGAGCACAUCACAGUUGCCCUCCAGAUGAGGACAAAGUGACAAGGACCCCAAUGUCACACACACCUAAACUCUUUACUCGACAGUCCAGCCUUGACUCAGGGACUGACAGCCCCCUGCUGGCCAGGACAGGCAGUACCUCUGCCAAGCCUUCUCCAUGUCUAUCUAAUUUGUCUCACUGCUCCACAAUGUCCUCUCUCUCGAUCUUAGAACCUACUUCACUGCAUAAGGCAGCUACUGUUCUUCCAGAAGAUUCUAGCACCAGACCCACACUGGACCGGAGUGACGGAGAACAGGCCAGAGCUCUGUUUGAGAGAGUCCGCAGGUUCCGGGCACACUGCGAGAGCUCUAAUAUCAUUUACAAGGUCUACACAGCUCAGACCAUCUUCAAAGUGCUGAAUUUCAUUGUGAUUGUGAGCUACACCACACCUCUGCUGGGCUCCAUCUCUUUUACUCACAUCUGCCAGCCCCAUUCCCAUGCUUUAACAGGGUACCAAACCUUCCAGUGUAGCCACCUGCUCUCAUCGGUCCUGCGCAAGCUGAUGAAAGCCUACAUCUGUCUCGUGGGCCUUUAUGGUCUGCUAGGCGUUUACACCCUUUUCUGGAUUUUCCACAAGUCUCUGAGACAAUACUCCUUCCAGCAUCUGCAUGAAAUAGGUUCCAUGUUGGAUGCUCCAGAUCUGUGUAACGACCUGGCCUUCUUGUUACACAUGACAGAUCAGUAUGACCCCCUGCUGGCUCAGCGUCUCUCAGUUUUCCUGUCUCCUGUCAGCGAGACUCGGCUCAUGGAGGAGAACUUGGAACGUCGCUGGAAUGCCACCCGUCUGCGCUCAAUGAUAACCUCCGAUCACAAGGGGCGCUCUUUGCUGCAGCUGGUGGCCGUUCCACAUCUCCCUCCUGCACUCUUCACCCUGAGCCAGCUGGAAGUGCUGAAGCUGGAGUUAAUUGGAGAUGCUAAGCUAACAGCACAGAUCUCCAAUAUGACUGCCCUAAGGGAGCUUCACUUGUACCACUGCUCAGCUACAGUAGAGUCUGGUGCUCUUACAGUCCUCCAGGAGCAUCUGGAGUCUCUGCACCUCACCUUCACCCAAGCUGCAGAGAUCCCUGGCUGGGUGUACUCAUUGCGCAGCCUGCAGGAGCUCUACCUGAGUGGACGAGUGGCCAGUGAGGGCACUAUAGGCCGUGGCUGGGCGCUGGGCAGCCUGCGCUAUCUGCGCCACCUUCGGGUCCUUGCAUUGCGUGGCACGCUCCAGAAAAUCCCAUCUGAGCUGAGCGAGGUUGCGGGAAGCUUGGUGCAUUUGGAGAUCCAUAACGAAGGUGCCAGGCUAUUGGUGCUAACAGGGCUGCGACGUCUGGUGGGGUUGACUGAAUUGGAGCUGCAGGGAUGCCAGCUUGAGAGAUUGCCUUCUUCUUUGCUAGCAUUAACAGGAUUGCGUAGUUUGGACCUGCAGCAUAACAGCCUGAGGACGGUGGAGGAACUGCUGGGAUUGCAGCAUCUGAGGCGUCUUUCUUGCCUACGAUUGGCCCACAAUCGCAUACUGGCUGUUCCUACCAGCGUGGGGGUCCUGCGGGCUUUAGAGCUCUUGGACUUGGCACACAAUGAGUUGCGGAGUCUUCCACCAGCUCUUUUCACAAUCCAUCGACUCCGGCGCCUCCUGUUGGCUGGGAACCUGCUUGAGGAGCUACCUGCUGAAAUAGGCGCACUCACUCUCCUCACCGAACUCGACCUGAGCAGGAACAGACUUGAGAGGCUUCCAGAGGCACUUUUUACCAACUGCAAGGAGCUGCGCAUUUUGAAUUUGAGCAACAAUUCCCUAGGAACCCUGAACAUGGGAUUGGGCUCUUUGAGGCACCUUUCAAAGCUGGAUGUACAAGGCAACAACUUCGAGGAACUGCCUGUUGAGCUCGGUUGCCUCUCAGGGCUUCGUGGAGGUGGUUUGCUGGUGGAGAGCUGGCUGCUCCACACUUUGCCACGUCACAUCAGGGACUUUCUCCAGCAGCCAUCUUGUGCUUCUUCCGAAGCUAAUUCCCGCCCUUGCUCGGAUAUAUUCCCUGCCUUCUCUGCUGCCCAGUGGAGUCUUCUCUCCUCUGUGGAAUCACGGAUAUAG
Neoarius graeffei (lesser salmon catfish) is the source of this 2634-nucleotide messenger RNA. Its product is annotated as volume-regulated anion channel subunit LRRC8D. The record is from RefSeq and is a predicted model, not a curated record. Bases 1 to 2634 code for a protein of 877 amino acids. The transcript is spliced from 4 exons. Lineage: Eukaryota; Metazoa; Chordata; Actinopteri; Siluriformes; Ariidae. Gene Ontology annotation, molecular function: protein binding.